Nannizzia gypsea CBS 118893 is the source of this 1209-nucleotide messenger RNA. RefSeq lists its product as hypothetical. Bases 1 to 1209 code for a protein of 402 amino acids. NCBI's taxonomy places the organism in Eukaryota, Fungi, Ascomycota, Eurotiomycetes, Onygenales, Arthrodermataceae. The transcript has 3 exons. The record is from RefSeq and is a predicted model, not a curated record.
AUGAGGUUGCCCAAGUACUUCUACAGAAGGGCGCGCCGGCUUCCCCUGGCUACGGCCUUAGUGGCCAUUCUAUGGAGCUUCGCUGAAGUCCUCUGGGUCCAGCGGGCUCUUAUCCAUCAAUUCAAUUCUGAGCCUGGUGCUCUGGGAGACGAGAAGAUAUACAUCACCGGGAUACACUGGAACAACGGAAAAAUCUUGCGGGAAGCAUGGAUACCAGCCCUUGUUGAGUUGGUUCAAGCUAUUGGUCGAGAUAACGUCUUUGUGAGCCUUCAUGAAAGCGGCAGCUGGGAUGACUCGAAGGGCCAAUUACGUUACCUGGAUAAAGUGCUUGCCCAACAUAAUAUCCCGAGGAGAAUUCUGCUCAAUGACACAACGCAUCUCGACGAAAUCAGCAAGCCCCCUGCUAGCUCAGGAUGGAUUAAAACGCCAGCUGGCCAGACCGAGCUACGUCGCAUACCGUACCUUGCCAACCUGCGCAACUCAGUCAUGGAACCACUGUAUGAGAUGAAGGAAGCUGGCAUUGUUUUCGACAAAGUUUUAUUCUUAAACGAUGUCGUGUUUAACACUUUGGAUGUCCGUAGACUGCUAUCAACUAGAGGAGGCAAAUAUGCGGCAGCAUGUUCGCUUGAUUUCUCAAAACCCCCAAACUUCUAUGACACCUUUGCUCUCCGAGACUCCGAAGGGCGCGAUCAACUCAUGCAGACUUGGCCGUACUUUAGAUCCCGGUUAUCCCGACGGGCGAUAAAGUACAGCCAACCUAUCCCCGUCAAGAGCUGUUGGAAUGGAGCAGUCGUGAUGGAUUCUUCUCCAUUUUACCAGGAUCCUCCGUUGAAAUUCAGAGGUAUUUCUGAUGGCCUUGCAAAGUCACACCUUGAAGGGUCGGAAUGCUGUCUGAUUCAUGCAGAUAACCCCUUGUCACACAACAAGGGUGUGUGGCUGAACCCAAAUGUGCGAGUGGGAUAUAAUACCCCUGCCUACGCAGCAGUUAAUCCCAAAAAGACGUCAUGGCUAUCAACCCUAUCUAUAGUUGAAGGUCUAUGGAAAAACCGGUUCUUGCGGUGGUUCACCACUCCAUGGUUUACGGAACAUACAGUUCGAAGACGACUAUCCCAAUACCGAAAAGAAGGCCCAAAAAACACGGAGGCUGGUUCCUUCUGCCUUAUAAACGAAAUGCAGGUGCUUGUGGCCAAUGGAUGGGCUCAUCGAUAG